Labeo rohita (rohu) is the source of this 1640-nucleotide messenger RNA. RefSeq names its product mitochondria localized glutamic acid rich protein b (gene mgarpb). The coding region runs from base 83 to 1297 and encodes 404 amino acids. Gene Ontology annotation, biological process: anterograde axonal transport. Lineage: Eukaryota; Metazoa; Chordata; Actinopteri; Cypriniformes; Cyprinidae. The transcript has 6 exons. The record is from RefSeq and is a predicted model, not a curated record. Gene Ontology annotation, cellular component: mitochondrion.
UGUGAGAGACACUCUUGUGGCGACUAAAUUUGUUAUUUUAAGUUUUCAGUAGCCUAACUGAAAUUCUGGAUCCACAGCAGAGAUGAUGUUCUGCAGAGCGGCUUGGCAAAGACUUGCGCCUUUGGCACGCAAAACACUCACUCCUUUCAGCAAUGCUGUAUUCCCUACACGACAGAUGUCCUUCGGUCUACCUGCGUCCGGCACAAACAUAGCUUACGUGGUACUUGGUGGAAGCUCACUUACUGCUGCGCUUGUUUAUGCUUAUAAAACAAUAAACUCAGACAGUGCAAGAUAUAAUGAAAGAAUUGCUCAACUUGAGGCCAGACCUAAAAGAGCAGUGGCUGAGGUGGCCCCAGUAGCAGAAGCAGCUGCGGUUGUGGAAACCACAGCAGCUGAGGUGGUUAAUGCAGAGGCUGAACAGACCUCAGAACCUGUGGAUGCAACACUGGAGGUUGAGGCAGCAACCGCAAUUGUAGAAGCAGUAGCAGCUGAUGCUGAGGAACCUACUGCACCUGUUGUUGAGGAUGUCGCUGCUGAGGCUGCUUCUCCCAUUGCUGAAACAACCGUUAUCCCAAUGUCUGAUCUCCUGAGCACUGUGAAAAUCCUGGCUGGAUCUACAGCGGAGAUUGCAGCUGCUUCAGUUGGUGAUCAGCACCUGGUGGCCGCAGUGAGGUUGGCUGAGGAAAACAAUUCUGUUGAGACCCUCAAUGGCCUGGAGGUUGUUGAUGUUAAAGCAGAGAUCUCAGCACCUGAGGAGGCUGUGGUUGAGGAGGUCGUAAUAGGCAGAUCGGAUUUGAAAACAGAAGAAGAACUGAAGGAACUGGCUUCAGGAGUUCAUGCCGUGGAAGAAUUUACUAUUGUGGUGGAUGACCAAGUUAAGUCUGAGUCAGACAGUGCUAUUGUGCAUGAAGUUUAUGUUGAAAGCCUUGCUUCAUCAGAGAAGGUGGAGAACAUUUUGGAAUUGGAAGAGUCAACAAGCCCUGUGGUGAUGCUGUCAGAAGAUGACACCAUCUCUGGAGCUGCAGAGGUGAUGUCAGAUACAGUUGAGACAUUAGGUCAGAAGAUGGAAGAUGAUGAGAAAGCAAUGUGUCAUGAGCCAACUACUACAGAAACAGAACAUGCAGAUCUCACAUCACUGCCAGACCUGGAGGAAUCAUUACAGGCUACAGACGCAACAGAGACUGCAGAAGUUGUUGUGGAAACAAUGCAGGAUGCUGUGGAGGAAGCUAAACCUGUUGAGGUAUCAGAUGAAGCGGCUGAAAGUGGAAAUGUUACAAUGCCCAUGGCCCAAGCUUGAAUGUACUACAUUUGAGACACUGAAAACAAGUGUAACCAAAAUAAUCUGUAACAUUAUACACUGAUGUUAACAUAUAGUGGUGCUGUUACAGUCAUAAAAAAGGAGCUCUGAAUUACUUUUUGUUUUCAGAUGAAUCUCAAAUUUAGUGAAUGACUAUGGUCUCCUUCAUUUUAUUAAUUGUAAUUCAUUAGGUUAUUAUUCAGUAACAAAAACUGAUGACUUAAAAUUUAAAUUGACAGUGUGCUAUUACACUAUGUGUAAAAUGUGUCUUUGCUUCGAGAAUUUCAUGAACUGUUUAGGAAAUAGACCAACUGUUAGACCAAUAUGUUUUGGGAGGCAAGGG